Molecule: messenger RNA, 2377 nt
Organism: Geodia barretti
Lineage: Eukaryota; Metazoa; Porifera; Demospongiae; Tetractinellida; Geodiidae
Source: the annotation of a GenBank genome assembly
CUUGAGGAUGUCGGCAGCAGCGAGGAAAGAAGAAGCAGUGGACGGGGGUCUGUCCCAGCCGCCACCGACUAGGCUUGUGAGCCGUUUAGACGACUCGAGAGACGAGAAUGGCGGGCCAGCUACCGUCUCUGAGACGGGGAAGAAGGAAGAGAGAAAGGUGCAGGGAGAAGACGAGAAGGAAUACUUCUGCGGCUGCGGUCCCUGGCAUCCUCACCGGCUACAAAUAUUCAGAGAUGCUCGUUUCUUCACCUUUCUCCUUUGCCUCUUCGCCACCAUUGAGGGAGCCCUCGUCUCUGGUUUCACAUCAGUAGUACUCUCAACCCUAGAGAGGAGAUACGGUUUCUCCAGUACUGCAACAGGAGCUAUCGCCAGCACUUUCGACGUCGCCGUUCUCGUGUCUGUCGUCUUCAUCAGCUAUUUCGGUGGGCGUGGUCACAAACCUCGUUGGCUGGGGGCGAGUCUCAUCAUCCAGGCAACGGGCUCGUUCAUAUUCUCCCUGCCGCAGUUUGUGUUUGGUCGUUAUCGAGUCGGGUCCUCAGGAGCCCUGUCCACAGAGACUUGUCUUGACGGACAAGAUUUCACUGACUGCAAGUCCUCCACAAAUGCCGCUCUUUUCUUCUUCGUACUGGGAAAUAUUUUCAUUGGAGUAGGGGCUGCCCCUCUAUUUACCGUGGGAACGACGUACCUUGACGAGAUAGCUAGACCGAAACACGUAUCUCUCCAUCUCGGUGUGUUCUACAUGCUCUCCAUUGUUGGCCCAGCGCUCGGAUAUGCUCUUGGAGGACCGUUUCUGUCAAUCUACGUCGACCCCUGGGAGGAAACACAUUUAACCCCUUCUGACCCAGGCUGGGUGGGAGCCUGGUGGCUGUGUUUCAUAUUCUGCGGAGUCGUAUCACUCGUGAUUUCUGUUCCGUUCUUCUGCUACCCUCGUUUGCUGCCGUCCAGCAGAGCUAUACGGGAGGAGAGAGAGAGGGAAAUGGCCAAGCGAUGCGAGGAUGCCCCUAAGGUGAUUGAGGGAGGGAACAAGAUUCGCAGCGUCGUUCUCUCAUUUCUCUGGGAGAUACGAAGGCUUGUAGUCAACCCCAGCUGGGUCUUCAUGACUGCGGCCAUCUCCUCGUCGAUUCUCGUUGUGUCAGGGUUCGCCUCGUUUGGACCAAAGUACGUUGAGACUCAGUUUGGCCUACCACCUUCAUUGGCAAGCCUUGCAGUCGGAGCUGUUGCGAUCCCUACAGGUGGGGCAGGUGUAGUCGUGGGAGGUUUAAUCAUCUACUGUCUGAAACUGAAAGGAAGGAGGGUGUCCCUGCUACAAUUAGUUAUCAGUGGAGUGGCGGUGCUACCGUUGCUAGGGCUACUGCUCCACUGUCCGACCUCUGACAUCGCUGGUAUUACGACAUCAUAUCCAGAUGGGGCCAGAGAUCUUGGCGACACUCGAUUCCUCAACUCCAGCUGUAUCUCCAGUUGUAACUGUACCUCUUCAGUCUUUGAGCCAGUCUGCGGAGCCGACAAUGUGGUCUACUUCUCUCCGUGUCGUGGUGGCUGCGAUCCUACCGACAAUACCACCGAGGCAGAUUAUGAUCAGUGUCGGUGUGUGGCCGAGAGGCUCCAUUCUGUAGCCCCCAACUCCUCAUUCUCCACUCUGCUGGCUGGGAACAGCACUGCCAGUGACGGCCUCUGCGACAGUAACUGUGGGAUGAAGCUGAUCUUCUUCCUCCUCCUCAUUGGCCUAGGAUUGUUCACUGUCUUCAUGCUGCAGAUACCCAAUGUCCUGGUCACUAUUCGAUGUGUGGCGGAAGACCAGCGAACCCUCGCCAUAGGGACACAGUCGUUCUUCUGGCGGCUGCUAGGGUCCAUCCCCGGGCCGAUCCUCUUCGGAGCCAUCUUCGACUCCACCUGCCUCUUCUGGCAACAUGAGUGUGGUCGCCGUGGCAACUGCUGGGUGUAUAACAACACAGCGCUGAGUCAGCGUGCCGUGGUGUUGGCAGCGCUGGCCAUGGCUGGAUAUUUCACGUGUGUGUUUCUCUGCUGGUGUUCUACCCUCGACACCAGUCUAGUGGGGAGGAUGGGAACAUUGCAGUGACUGAGAUGGAGGCAAGGGAGGGUGGAGGGGAGAGAGGAGAGGAGGAGAGGGAGGAGAGGGAGGAGAGAGAGAGACGUCAGUAAUUGGGAUGAUGCAGAAUAGAAACAGCACGGUCCAACUGUUGGAAGUCUCUUCUUCUUCGUCUUCUUCAAACGGAACCGAAACCUGAUUGUUCCUCUCCUUCUCAAAAUUUCAUUCUGUAUCACAGAUUUUUAUUGUCAUCUAUAUUAUGAUUUAUCUUUUUCGUCAAUUUUUAUUAUUAAAGUGCACUGAGAAAUUAAAAAAAUAAUCAACAUGACA